AUGGAGGCUUCACGCAGGCUCCUCUCCGCGGCGCUCCUCCUCGUCCUGCUGCUCGCCGCCACAGGGGAGCUGGGAGGCCCGGUGAUGGUGGCGGAGGCGCGGACGUGCGAGUCGCGGAGCCACAGGUUCAGGGGGCCCUGCGUGCGCAGGUCCAACUGCGCCAACGUCUGCAAGACCGAGGGCUUCCCCGACGGCAAGUGCCGCGGGUUCCGCCGCCGCUGCUUCUGCACCACCCACUGCCACCAUUAA
Molecule: messenger RNA, 249 nt
Organism: Triticum turgidum subsp. durum (durum wheat)
Lineage: Eukaryota; Viridiplantae; Streptophyta; Magnoliopsida; Poales; Poaceae
Source: the annotation of a GenBank genome assembly